CCCGCGGGCACCGGAGCACGCCCGGAGCCCGGAGCCCGGGAGGGAACCGCCGGCUGCCGCGCGCUCCCCUCCCCGAGGUUGGAGUCCCCGGGGCGCCCCCACACGGCUAGACGCCUCGGCGGGCUCGCGCGACGCAGCCCCCCGGCCGUGGAUGCUCACGCGGGCCCGGGAUCCGCCCAGGUAGCGGCCUCGGACCCCGGCGCGGCGCCCAGGCCCUCCCCCACGACGGAGCCGGGGCCGGGGGCGGCGGCGCCCGGGGCCAUGCGGGUGAGCCGCGCCGGCGGCUGCAGCGGCCCGAGCGCCUGAUCGCCGCAGCCCCGCGCCGAGCCCACCUCCCCCCACCCCGCGCCCCGACUCCAGCCCCCGCCCCCCACCCUGGCCGCGGGGGCGGCGCGCUCGGUCCACGCGUCCGGGGCCCCGCGGGGCCGGGCCCGGAGUCGGCAUGAAUCGGGGCUGGGCGCUCUUCCUGUCGCUCUGCUGCUACCUGGUCAGCGCCGAGGGGGACCCCAUUCCUGAGGAGCUCUAUGAGAUGCUGAGUGACCCCUCCAUCCGCUCCUUCACGGACCUGCGGCGUCUGCUGUACGGAGACUCUACAGAUGAAGAUGGGGCCGAGUUGGAUCUGAAUUUGACCCGGACGCAUUCAGAAGACGAGCUGGAGAGCUUAUCCCGAGGAAGAAGAAGUCUAGAUAGCUCCCCCGCCGCCGAGCCCGCGGUGAUCGCCGAGUGCAAGACCCGCACCGAGGUGUUCGAGAUCUCCCGCGGCCUCAUCGACCGCACCAACGCCAACUUCCUGGUGUGGCCGCCGUGCGUGGAGGUGCAGCGCUGCUCGGGCUGCUGCAACAGCCGCAACGUGCAGUGCCGGGCCACGCGGGUGCAGCUGCGGCACGUGAAGGUGAACAAAAUCGAGAUCGUGCGGAAGAAGCCCAGCUUCAAGAAGGUCACGGUGACGCUGGAGGACCACCUGGCGUGCAAGUGCGAGACGGUGGUGGCUGCGGGGGCCGUGGCCCGAGGGUCCAAGACUUCCCAGGAGCAGCGAGCUAAGAUGCCCCAGAUGCGGGUGGCCAUUCGGACCGUGCGUGUCCGCCGGCCCCCCAAGGGGAAGCACCGGAAGUUCAAGCACACGCAUGAUGACAAGAAGGCACUGAAGGAGACCCUCGGAGCCUAGGGACAUCUGCGGGGAGAGUGCGGGCAGGGUUAUUUAAUAUGGUAUUUGCUGUAUCGCCCCCAUGGGGUCCUUGGAGUGAUAAUAUUGUCCCCCUCGUCCGUCUGUCUCGAUGCCUGAUUCGGACGGCCAAUGGUGCUUCCCCCAUCCCUCCACGCGCCUGCCCAUCCCCUCUGCCAGUGAGUCUCCCUUCGGCUGCCUCCAGCAUCUCGCCCGGAACCUCAAGGAAACGAAGGCCCUGGACUGCACUGCUGGCCUCCUGCCCUGACUCCGGCCUCUGUGUCAAGAGAUGGACGGGGUGACGCCGGGAGAGGGACUUCCUUCUUCAGCAGGUGGCCCCAGGACCUCUGGGACCCAG
Sorex fumeus (smoky shrew) is the source of this 1520-nucleotide messenger RNA. RefSeq names its product platelet derived growth factor subunit B (gene PDGFB). The transcript has 7 exons. NCBI's taxonomy places the organism in Eukaryota, Metazoa, Chordata, Mammalia, Eulipotyphla, Soricidae. The record is from RefSeq and is a predicted model, not a curated record. Bases 443 to 1165 code for a protein of 240 amino acids. Gene Ontology annotation, cellular component: membrane. Gene Ontology annotation, biological process: platelet-derived growth factor receptor signaling pathway; positive regulation of phosphatidylinositol 3-kinase/protein kinase B signal transduction; positive regulation of protein autophosphorylation. Gene Ontology annotation, molecular function: growth factor activity; platelet-derived growth factor receptor binding.